Molecule: messenger RNA, 4091 nt
Organism: Triticum urartu
Lineage: Eukaryota; Viridiplantae; Streptophyta; Magnoliopsida; Poales; Poaceae
Source: RefSeq, a predicted model, not a curated record
UCUUGAUGACGACUUAAUCGAGACGUUUUUCAAGGGGGGGAUUGGCAAGAGGUAGAUUAUUACUAACUUUCUAAAAGCCCAUCAUGCCAUUAAUUAUGAAGGGGUACAAACUGAUCUCAACCGUGGGGUGUACCGAAGCAGAAGUGAUGAAUAUAUGAUGCAAGUAGUAGCGCCCAAAGUUGAGUGCGAGUUUUAUGCAAGAAUACUCCCAUUCCACGGCCAUGAUUAAUGUCUGUACAAAUCAUCCUCAAGCACCACCACUGCUGGUUGCCCUGUUGUUUGCUGUAAGUGACUAAUUAACCUGCUGCUUGAGAUCAUGGUCUACACUUUGCCCCAUGGAAUUUGCACAGGGCUCGGAUUGUCUCCAUCGGCGGUGUUCAUUGUCAACUCUCCACACUGAUUAUUCUGUGCAUCUGAUUUGGUCCCGCCAAAUUUGUUGACCUUCCUCCACCAUUGGCUCACCCAAUCACCCUGCUGGUUUGGUUAUGAACCCAGAGGACAAAUUCCACCACAACCACUGAGCCCAUUCUUGUGACCACAAAGUUUCGGUUCAGGCUUCUCCAUGUUGCCCCAUUGGUGCCUCUGAUACUGCUCGGCGAUACUUCUGUCCAGCCGAUUGCAACCGCUGCUCGGUGGAACUCUGGUCCGGUGAUCGCAGUCUGCUUCCCGUCAGAAACUUCGCCCAUCUGUGGUACCACCGUAAGGUUCAGACAGUGAAAAGCCUCAAUGGUGGUUGAAGGUGUUACAUGGGGCAUAUCCGUCGCAAGCUGGAUUAUGUCGCCUAUCAUCUCCAAGCUUCUGGAUAAAGUCUUGUCCUACUGCAAAUUUGACAAAGCAGAGACACUUCGUCGCCUAUUGACAGACAUUCUCCCUCGAUUGACACUUACUCUAGAAGCAGCAGAGGCCAUUAAUCAUAAGAAGUUCUUCGAGGAGAUGGUGAGUGAUCUCAAAUCUGCUUUCUAUGACAUGGAAGAGAUCCUUGAUGAUCUGGAAUACAUUCGUCACCAAAAGCAGCUGGAUGAGCAGGAAAGGUCUUUGUCAAAAAAAGGGAAGAAAAGUCAAGAUUAUGUGAAAAAAUUCUUCUUAUCUGGCAAUCGGCAAUUUCGAUGGCGACACCAUGAUGAAGCUAGCCCAUCAAACCAGAAUAUUUGUAUCCGACCGAGUUUGACUCUCCCGGCAGCUUUAAAUGUUCGUUUGAAGGAUAAUAUGGCCACGAUCGAAAAACUCAUUGUUGCCGCACAAGGUAUUAUUGAACUGGCAAAGCCGAUGAGCAAGGGCAAAACUGAUACUGCUAAAAAUAUGCAGACACAUACUACUUCAGCUCCAACAGAAAAGGUAACUGGCCGAGAUGAGGAUCGUGAGAGGAUAACAACAAUGCUUCGUGAUACAAAUGAUGAUGUUGAUCCAAGCUCAAGUAACAGCAAAUGUUUCUCAGUCAUUGGCAUUUAUGGCAUUUCAGGAUCUGGGAAGACAACCCUCGCACAACAUGUUUGCAAAUAUGAGGAGACUGAAGACUAUUUUGACCUCGUUAUGUGGAUUCAUGUUUCUCAGAACUAUAGUGUUGGUGAGAUUUUCAAAGAGAUGUUUGAGGCAGCUUCUGUGGAUAAGGAUAUAGCAUGCCCUAAUUACAAUAGCCUUGAUAUCCUGGAAAAGGUAUUGGAGCAGAAACUAGAUGGCAAACGAUUCCUCUUGGUACUGGAUGAUAUCUGGUGCAAUAAGGAUGAUGAUAAGCAGAAGCUAGCCCAAGAACAGAAGCUAUCAAAGCUCCUUUCUCCAUUCAAGGUUGGAAAGAGAGGAAGCAAGAUCCUAGCAACAAGUCGCAAUAAAGAUGCAUUUUCAGAUCUAGGUCCUGGUGUGGCACGCACUGUUCUGCCAAUACCUGACUUGGAUGAACAUGUCUUCUUGGAACUGUUCAUGUAUUAUGCCCUUGAAGGUGUAAAUGUGGAUGAUCCAAAUGAUCCAGAUCAAAUAGAACUCAAAAUUGUCGGGGCUGAAAUUGCACAGAAGCUGAAAGGAUCACCUCUGGCAGCCAGCACAGUGGGAGGACAACUACGUAGAAGACAAAAUGAUAUUGACUUUUGGAGAGAAGUUCGAGAUCGGGAUCUUUUGAAUGAGACAAUAGGGGCCCUGUGGUGGAGUUACCAGCAUCUUGAUGAGCAAGUUAGGCGGUGUUUUGCUUACUGCAGCAUUUUCCCCAAGAGACAUCGUUUGAACCGUGACGAGUUAGUCAAAAUGUGGGUUGCGGAGGGGUUCAUACAGACUACUAAUGCAGAUGACAUGGAAGCUGUUGGUCGGGAUUACUUUCAUGAGUUACUUGCAACCUCAUUUGUGCAACCAGGAGGACACUAUCUAGGUUUUUCUUAUUAUUUAGUACAUGAUCUUAUGCAUGAUUUAGCCGAGCAGGCGGCAGGAAGUGAUUGCUUCAGAAUUGAGAAUGGCUCGAUAACAAAAGUUCCUCCUAAUGUUCGCCAUCUUAUCGUGACAAAUGCAGAAAUGGUUAAUGAGGAGAUUUUUAAAUUAGAAAAUUUACGCACUCUGAUUAUUGAUUAUGAUUAUGAGGAAUCGCUUGCGCCAGUAAACAAAGAUUUCUUUGAGAAAGUGUUCAAGAAGCUGCGGAAAUUGAGGGUACUGGCUGUAAAUGUCUCAUGGACCGGAAUCAGGGGAGGGCAUGUGCUUGAAAUCCCGAAAACUAUUGGUCAUUUAAAGCAUCUACGCUAUCUUGCUUUAGUGAUGCUCGAACAAAAGCUAGUUUUACCAACAACAUUAGCCAAUCUUUACCAUCUACAGAUGCUAAAGUUUGCUAAUUACAGUAUAUUAGAAGUUUCCCGUGAUAUAAACAUGGGUAACCUCACUAACUUGCAGCAUAUUAUCGGCGAGAUAGAAAUCCUUUUUCCGAACAUUGGCUGGUUAACAUCACUACAAACAUUAGAAUCCUUCGGAGUAUGGACGGAACAUGGGUAUGAGUUAAAACAGCUGGGUGGCCUAAACAAGCUUCGGGGCAGUCCGGCAAUCCUAAAUCUUCAUAAUGUUAAAACCAAGAAUGAAGCACAGGAUGCAAAGCUAGUGGAUAAGAAAGGGCUGACAGGACUGUGACUUUCGUGGGUUAAUGAUUUUUAUAGGGAUGCAAUAGCACCACCAGAAGUUGAGGCAGAGGUGCUUGAGGGUCUUUGCCCACCCAAGGAUCUAAAAACCCUGGAAAUCUGGGACUACAGUGGUCUGAUGUACCCAAGUUGGAUGGUGGGCGAGGAGAACGGCGGCCCAAAGUACCUACAUAAACUUUGGCUGGAUGGAUGCAGUCGACUGGGACCUGCUCCGGAACUUUUUGUGGUUUUUGUUAAUCUUCGUGAGCUCAUCAUUUCAGGCUGCUGCUGGGACCACUUCCCAGACAAUGUGAAGAAACUCAGGUGGCUCAAGAAGCUAGCGAUUAUUCGUUGCUCAUAUCUUAAGUCGCUUCCAGAACUUCCUCGUUCUCUUCAGGAGUUCAAAAUGGAGGGCUGUGAUGAAGUGUUCAUGAGGUCAUGCAAACAAAUAGGUCAUUCGAAUUGGCUAAAGAUUCAGCACAUUGACGCGAAGGAAAUUGGCGGUACUUGAACAUGCUCGCCCAUUGACGACAACAACUUGAGAGUUUCUAACCUAUGAAAAAAAGUACCAGGGUUCGUACUAUAUGUGGAGUUGUGGACGGAUCUGAAGAGGAAAAGUUUUCUAUUAGAUAUGCUACCAAUUGACCGGGUAGCGUUCUCUGGCUUUGUGUACGCCUUGCAAUAUACUCAUCCUAUCAUGCGUCUUGGAGAGAAUGCAACAUGUCAUGCCUGUCUGCCUGCAACUGAUGAAGACUGAAUUUGUAUGUUUCUUGUGGUUUGUAAUAUUGUGGACGCUGGAUUAAUUUGCUUCCAAUGGUGUGUAAUAUUGUGGAACGGUGACAAUUGGAUUUAUUAGCUUCUUCCUAUUGGUUUGUAAUAUUGUGGAACAAUAACCAGUGCAUGGGUUUGUUUGUUUCUUAUGGUUUGUAAUAAUUGGGAUGACGAACACAUAAUUUUAAAUGUUUCCAGUGGUUUGUAUAUUUUUGAAUGAUUUAAGCUGUUACUAACGGC